Dioscorea cayenensis subsp. rotundata (Guinea yam) is the source of this 897-nucleotide messenger RNA. RefSeq names its product protein SPEAR1-like. Gene Ontology annotation, molecular function: DNA-binding transcription factor activity. The record is from RefSeq and is a predicted model, not a curated record. The coding region runs from base 52 to 636 and encodes 194 amino acids. NCBI's taxonomy places the organism in Eukaryota, Viridiplantae, Streptophyta, Magnoliopsida, Dioscoreales, Dioscoreaceae. The transcript is spliced from 5 exons.
GAUUCAACUCUCUCUCUCUCUCUCUCUCUCUCUCUCUCUGUGUGUGUGAUCAUGGAUAGACACUUUAGGGAACUAGGGUUGGGGAAUGGAAGAUCUGGUUCUUCAAGGAAGGGGAAGAAGAGCAGUUCAGACAAACCGAAGCAACCACAAAGAGGUCUUGGAGUAGCUCAACUGGAGAAGAUCAGGCUACAUAGUCAGAUGGCAGCUGCCUAUCUCCCUUCACUUCAAUCUCCUCCAUUCUGUAGCAAUCUAAAUAAGGAAGGAGAUCAUAUAAGUGAAGACGUGGCAUGUUCACAGUCUUUCUAUUCAAAUUCCACUUCAUCAUCUUCGUUUCUCGGUCUUCAUCCUAACCACAUGAUGGCAUUUGGAGACGAUGAAAGAAAUGACAUAAGAUACCGGGAAUUCCCAGCAACUCCAUCGGCAAGUUCUCUAUCAAACAAUAGCAACUUCUUUCUACCUCCUAGUUUUGCGCAAGAGACAGUCACACUACCCCUUUUGGAGGACAACAUUGAGGAUUCAGUGCAGUGGAAAACAUGGCAAGAACGACAUUGGUCGAUGAUGAGAACAGUGAAUCAGAAUCCAGAUUCAAGCAGUGACUCACAAGAGCUAGAUUUAGAUCUUAAAUUAUCCCUUUAAGCACUCAAAGCAUAGAGCUGCUAAUGCUAAAGAGCAGAUACUUUUAAAGUUGCCUCAUAAGCUUGCAUUUGUAAUGAAGGAUGUGUUCAGUGGAGCAUGAAUACACUGGAAACUCUUGUUUAAUGAGAAGAAGUUAUCUAAAAGCAUAGUUGGGGAAAUUGGGAUUAAUUCCUUUUCUUUUUUUGGGAGCAGUUGUUACAUGUAAGUUUCUUUUCAUUAGAGUUUUAUUGUCAAUGUAUAUACAGAAGGUAAUUAUCUGCA